AUGUACUUUCUCGCUUGUAUAUCGAUGCGCCGACUCCUAAAUCGUGUUCAUCAACUCCUCUACGCCCGUGGCACCGGCGCCGCUCUUGACCACGCACGAUUUCCCUACGUCGUUGCCGAGCUCAACCACCAGCUCGAUGAAUGGCGCGAGGUUCUCCCUGCAGCCUUUGCCUUCAGCGUCGGGUUCAAUGAGCUCAACAACAGUCAGAGCACAGCUACAGAACAUGGCGGUUUCCUACGGCAGAGAUAUCUCACCUGCAGGAGCGUCAUCUAUCGGCCAUAUCUCAUGUGGAUGCUGAGUGGUAUGGCGGGUGGCAAUGGGGCUAGCUCUGAACUUAUUGUCAGUCAGGAUGCUCUGAAACACUGCAAAUCUUGCUUGGAUGCGUGCUUGCUGCAUAUUCUCAACCUGAGGGGCUUUGGUCAGACGGUCUUGGUUGAUACAUGGAUUUGCUCGCUAUCUAUGGCUGGCGCAAUGCUUGUUCUGCUUGCUGCCUGCCGCAUCCCCGCGCUUAAGGACAUGAUCGGACCUGAAGUUCUCGGCGCUGGUGACCACUUGAGGCAACUCUUGCAGGGCUGGCAGGGAGUCAUGGGUGAGCCUACAUCACCGAGCAUCAACCAGGCCAUCAGGAUAAUCAGCGAUGCAGAUAGGUUCAUCCAGGAUGUCUACCGAGCUGGAGACUCUUAUUCUAUGAGACGUCAAUGA
Molecule: messenger RNA, 702 nt
Organism: Colletotrichum spaethianum
Lineage: Eukaryota; Fungi; Ascomycota; Sordariomycetes; Glomerellales; Glomerellaceae
Product: echinocandin B biosynthetic cluster transcription factor ecdB
Exons: 2
Coding region: 1-702 (233 amino acids)
Source: RefSeq, a predicted model, not a curated record